CAACAGCAAUGUCCGAACUAAGCAAGUGCUUCUACGAGGUAACCGCCGGCAAGACCUGCCGUGACCUUUGCCAUCCGGAGUACGCUACGUGUUGGAUUUCGUUCUUCGAAAGUGCUCGUCGUUUGCUACCGGGAAGCUUUAAGCUGUACAUCACCUAUCUUUUGGUUCCUCCACUGCUGAAAGGCGGUGGCUAUACGUGGAAAUAUUGGCAGGAACAGAUUGCUAGUUACGUGGGGGUUUCUUUCAAAACGUACCUGAUUGCAGUAAUUGGCCUAACCUUUCAAUGUGUGUUCUACAAGAUGUUUGGUAAGCUGAACUACUAUUGGGUUAUGGGAUUUCCUGGCUUCUUCAGCACGGCACUUACAAAACUGUCCAGUGUGCAUCUACGAUUACAAGGGAUUACCUAUUUCAAUAUGAUGUCGGAAGUAAUGCUGAAGAAAAGUCAAAUAGGACUGGUGAAAGUACUUCGCGAAUCGAAGCUCUGCGGUACGUUAUUGUUCAUGCUAUUCAACACCUGGAUCAUGGAGAUUUUGCAACAGGGUACCGUUAAUCAAUUUUGGGUUUUAAAUCCUGUCAAGGUGCGUCAACCAGAUCGGAACUCGAUCGACGAUAGUCGAGUACUGGGUACACUUUAUCCUAGUGGAUAUAAAGCAUGCUCCCACGAUAAGUCCUGCGACUCGUACAUUGCGCACGGAGUGCUCAAGUACUCCGCCGCUGGUUUCAUUAUCGAGGUUGCCGGAGUCGUGAUAACCAAAUUUCCCCAACUGUACAAAGACCCAUCAAAAUUUCUAACAGGUUUGCGCAAAGCUGUUACCCUAAAGCUGAUGUUAGGUCUAGCAGCCUACAAUGGCAUCUAUCGGCUGGUCAGAUGUCUGCUGUGUCGUCACUAUGGAAUGGAUCACCCUAUGCACAACAGAAUAGCAUCGUUUCUUUGUGGAGCAUCCUACCUUCUGUAUCCUACGUAUCAGGUGUUUACCCUGGCGUUUACCAAAUUUAUAGAGAUGUCUUGGGAGCACCUGUUCAAAACAGUCGACAAUCUACCGGAGUGGGCUUGGAAACUGAAACGAAUUCCAUAUCUUCGUAUCGUGCACAUGAUCGCAGUAGGCUACAUGUACCACACGUUGGUGUUCCAUUCCCAUCUAUCGCCUCCGUUCAACAGUAAAGCUAUUAACUACUGUUCGGAUAAUCGCGUUGAACGAUUGAAACGCCGGCUGGUCGGCUGGAUGCUCGAUCACGAAUGGUCGAAAGCUUAACUUCUUCAAUCGGGCAUUUGAAUACGCAUAAAUAAAGAACCGAAAUAAAUGUUGUACUAAA
Malaya genurostris is the source of this 1314-nucleotide messenger RNA. RefSeq lists its product as uncharacterized. The record is from RefSeq and is a predicted model, not a curated record. The transcript has 6 exons. Lineage: Eukaryota; Metazoa; Arthropoda; Insecta; Diptera; Culicidae. Bases 9 to 1253 code for a protein of 414 amino acids.